Molecule: messenger RNA, 780 nt
Organism: Acanthosepion pharaonis
Lineage: Eukaryota; Metazoa; Mollusca; Cephalopoda; Sepiida; Sepiidae
Source: the annotation of a GenBank genome assembly
AUGAACAUUAAUCAUAAUACCAACUUUUCGAAUACUUUUGUGGGACUUAACAAGGAAAUAACAAUACAUUACACCUUCUUUCCUUCCCUUUUUUUCGCUCAAUUUUUUCGCACUGUUUUCGUCUGGGUCUUGCGCCUGAUUCCCCACCGCCGAUUACUCAUUUAUAUUUCUUUAUCUCUUUCUCUUUCUUUCUUUCUUUCUUUCUUUCUUUCUUUCUUUCUUUCUUUCUCUCUCUCUCUCUCUCUCUCUCUCCCUCUUUUAAUUUUUUUCUUUUUCUAUCUUUUUCCCACUAUUUUCCUCAUAUUGUUCCUCAUUCCCACUGUCUUUUUCUUUUUGUCCAUAUCCCUUUCUGUCUUUCUGCCAUUCUUUUUCUUUCUUCCUUUAUUUUUUUCUCUUUGCUCCUCAUUGUCUUUCUCUCUGUGUUUUUACUCUCUUCUUUUUGUUACCUUCUUUUCUCACCGUUUUCUAUUUUCUUUUCUGCCUUUUCUUUUUUCUCUCUCUUAUCCUACCACCUUCUCUUUCUGCCUAUCUUUCCACGUUUUUCUUUUACUACCCUCUCUUUCCCUUUCUCUCUCCCUCGUUUCCCCCUUUCUAAUAAGCAAUUUUUCUCUUUCCAAAUUUUCCUACCCCGCUCUCUCACUCACUCUGUCUCUCAUCAUCUACGUCUCUAAAAGCACCUAUUCUUACUUGACUCACUUUCUCAUUUUCACCAGUCAUUUUCUUCCUCCCUCUUCACCUCUUUCUCUCGCCCUAUUUAUCUACCCCCCACCCCUUUCAUGA